AUGUAUGGAGAAGCAAGCACUAAGCCCAUAUUUGUGGAAUAUUUUGACGAGUGCUCAAACACCCCUGGCGUCUGUCAACAUAUCACAGAUAGUAUCUGCAAGAAUUCACCCGGUUCUUAUCGUUGUCAGUGCAAUUCAGGUUACACAGGAGUAACAUGUCAAGAUAUAAACGAGUGUACACCAGACACGGGUAUCUGCAAGAGCACAGCUAACAGUCACUGCAACAACACUCCUGGCUCAUAUCAAUGUCUUUGCAGAACUGGAUACACAGGUUCAACAUGUCAAGAUAUCGAUGAGUGCACACAUGAUACGGGUGUUUGCAACAAUAUUGCUAACAGUGAAUGCAACAAUACACCUGGAUCAUAUCAAUGUGUUUGCAAGUCUGGCUUUACAGGAACACCUUGUAAAGAUAUCAACGAAUGUAAUGAGGAAAAUACCUGCCAGAGUACAAAACACAGUGACUGUACCAACACCAUUGGAUCGUAUGGAUGUGUUUGCAAGAAAGGAUACUCUGGAUCACCAUGUCAAGAUGUCAACGAAUGUGAUGGAAACCCGGCGGUCUGCAGCGCCAUGAUGAACACAACGUGUAGUAACACCAAUGGGUCUUAUCAGUGUGUUUGUAUUGACGGCUUGACGGGACCAACAUGUCAAGAUCAUGACGAGUGCUCAACCUCCCCUGGUGUCUGUCAACACAUCCCACAAAGUAGCUGCAAGAAUUCACCCGGUUCUUAUCGUUGUCAGUGCAAUCCAGGUUACACAGGAGUAACGUGUCAAGAUAUUGAUGAAUGCAGUCAACAUGGAACGCACAACUGCACGGCGAGACUGAAUGGCGAGAAUCGCAUUUGUGAGAACACCAACGGUUCAUACUGGUGUCCAUGUGCUUCUUCUGGAACCGCAAUCCUGGAUGAGAACUGUGCAGCAAAGCAAGACCUCGCUAGCACCGGUUCAGCAACGCUCCCUAUAGCUGUGGUUGUGCCUGUGCUCGGGCUAGCGCUGACUGCUCUACUGAUAUGGGUGAUUGUCCGCAGGCGACGGAAGGCAUCCCUGAACGUCGUGGGUCAGGACACGGAAACCAGGGAAAUGCGAGCUUACGAGAAUAAUCAAUUAUCCAUCAUGCCAAGCAAUGAAAAGGACGUUAUAAAAGUUCAAAAUGGGGUUGAAAGGUGUGAGCAGGUAGCAACGCAUGAGAGCGCUACCAAGGAAGUCGUCUACUCUCUGCCCAAGAAGCCGAAAAAACCUGCUACGAGUAAUGGAGAAAGUGAGGAGGGCAGCAUCAUCAGAAACAAUCGGGCAGACAACAACGACGGAACAUGUGGAUUGUACCAUCUGGCGACCGCCCCGAUUGGAUUGUACCAUCUGGCGACCGCCCCGAUUCACGACCUCCAUGUUGAUACAGUAUCACCUUCAACGUCACCUCCCAUGGCUACAUCAACAGAGCAGAAGAGUGGAUCGUCCAUCACAGGAUCACCCGCUACGGCUUCAGCACACCGUGGCAGGCAGACUGAAGAUGACCUGGAAUUGCUUAAGGAGAGUGAUAUCGUGUAUGAAAUGAUCAAACAGAGCCAACGUGCAUCCUGUAUCCAGUCACAGUGACAAUAGUCACUACUGGCAGCCUUUCUAUUAAUCAUCACAAACACUCUCACAGCAAAGCCUCUUGUACGGGCAAAGCAAAAUGUUUUAUGUGCUUACUUAUGCCACAAUAUAUCAAUACAAAAAAUUGAUCAAAACGCCAAGAAUCUGAAGAAAACACAGUUACAUGAUUGCACACGUUCCAGCCAUGAACUGUAAGCGCAAUACCAUAUCUCCACAAUCACCAGUUGAUCUCCUUUGCCACGCCAAAUGCCAAGACGUGAAUAAUUCACACUGAAAACCAUGAGCGUAUUACCAGUGGAGCAAAACUUUGUCUUUCGUAAUGUCCUAGUGGCCACCAUUUUUGAAUCUUUGGCGAACCUCUAUUACAUAGUGUAGUUAUGUAACCCUUUCGCAUGUUCAAACGGUUCUGGGCACCGAGCAGUUACAGGUAUUUCUCAUUGUCUUUGUACGGCACACGCAGUUGAUUAUGAUUGUAGCUUUCUGCUUUGGACUGACUGGCAAUGGUAUAAUGCAAAGAAAAGUACACAAAGGAUAUUGGGGAUAAGUAGUAUGUCCUGUCGGUGAACACCUAGAAUCUCUUCAAUGUAUCUGAUGAAACAGCAAUAUCUCUGGCACUUUUUCAAGCCGAAUAUCACCGUUUAUUUA
Molecule: messenger RNA, 2238 nt
Organism: Sycon ciliatum
Lineage: Eukaryota; Metazoa; Porifera; Calcarea; Leucosolenida; Sycettidae
Product: adhesion G protein-coupled receptor E2-like
Exons: 9
Coding region: 1-1593 (530 amino acids)
Molecular function (GO): calcium ion binding
Source: RefSeq, a predicted model, not a curated record